AUGUCUUCCGAACCUAAAAACGUCUCCCGCACCUCAGACUUUGAGAUCGAUGUCGAGGAAAUUCACAUCUCAUCUCAAACACGCGUCCUAAAAGCCGUCGACUCUGCAAGGGUCGGCCUGACCGCUCUGGCUCUUCUUGCCAGCAUCACGGUUCUCGGCGUCUCGGCAGAUGCCCUGGCAGUCUACGAUGCUACCCAUGUGCCCGCCGACUACUUGCUCCCGUUGUGGCCAGACGCCUUCGACCUACGCCCAACAGUAGCUCUGGUUGUGGGGAGCUCGAUUAUCACCAUUACCAACAUGGUCUCUCUGCUCUUCAGCCGAGUUCAAGCACUGCGUGGCCAAACUCUCAUUCACAACUCGCUGGUAGCGGCGGCCCCCGUAGUGGGGCUGACUGCAUCGAUCAUCGCUAUGUCCUUCUUUUAUAGCAUCAACGCAUCGACCACUGUCGACACCCUUCAGAGCUGGAGCUGCCGGUGGUCUUCGGUUGUGAUGAUGACACGGCCGCACUUUGGCACUCUUUGCAAACAGAGCAAGGCGGGCCUUUACCUGUCCGUUUUGCUAAUCCCAGUCGAGGCCAUCAUCUUGGGAGCUGGUGCAUACCAGAUGAUCCUCCAAAAGAACGUAAGCAGGUCCAGCAAGGUGGUUGAACAACAGCGCAAGUCUGGAAGCCCUGUGCCGUCGUCAGUCCGCGAUAUCGAAGGAGGGCAGCACUGA
Messenger RNA from Colletotrichum graminicola M1.001, 714 nucleotides. RefSeq lists its product as uncharacterized. The transcript has 2 exons. The record is from RefSeq and is a predicted model, not a curated record. NCBI's taxonomy places the organism in Eukaryota, Fungi, Ascomycota, Sordariomycetes, Glomerellales, Glomerellaceae. Bases 1 to 714 code for a protein of 237 amino acids.